AUGAGUGCUGAGCUGUCAUACCAGAUUGGAGGAGGUGCCUUCAGAAAGUUGGGUUCUAUUAAGCUAAACAACAUAUGUUGCUCUGGGGUUAGCCCAUAUUUACUGGCAAAAUUUGCUCAGAAAUUUAGUACAUAUACAAGAACAGAUAAUGGUAUUCCUGCUUUAGAUCUUGCUUUUGCUUUGUCCUCUGGACUGCUUCACUUGAAAAAAUUCAGAAAGAGGCUCCUCAAUCAAAAUAGACUCACACUCAUGUAUAUCUGCCUCAUAUUAAUAAUGAUGGCUUUUGACACUGAAACCAACCCAGGACCAAACAGCACAGUUACAAAUAGAUCAGAUCUUUGCGGUAUUUGUACUAAAGUAGUAGGUUGGCAUCCAGACCGUGGUAUUUAUUGUGAGGAAUGUAGUACAUGGUAUCAUGCACAGUGCCAGGGCAUGAGCUCACAUAUGUAUGAUUUUUACAGUGAUCACUCAGAUGAAUUUUGGGAGUGUCAUAAAUGUGGGAUACCAAAUUUUGCAUCAUCACUUUUUGAAAACUCGUCAAUUGCCGACUCAAAUAAUUCCAUCUCAGAUGUCAGCUCAGAUCUGUCAUGUUUAAAAUCACCAACAGCCACAAUCCAACAUCCCCUUCAUAGUAGUACUCCAACUGGAAAAUCAUCACACCCAGUAACAAACAUUCAGACAAACAGAGCUCCUAAACAAAUUCGAAGGAAACAAAAUAUCCAACAUCUCAAAAUCAUUACUGCAAACUGCCAGUCUGUAAAAAGUAAAAAAUUGGGUUUUCUUGCAAUGUUAACAACUGUCAAGCCUGAUAUUGUGCUUGGUACCGAAUCAUGGCUGAAGCCACACAUAAAAAAUUCUGAAGUCUUUCCACCCGAUUAUAAAGUCUACAGAAAAGAUCGUAAACGUCGUACGGGAGGUGGGGUUUUCAUUCUUGUUUCAAAUAAGCUUACCAGUAAUUCUCUACCGGAACUUCAGUCAGACUCGGAGAUCAUCUGGGCUCAGAUCAAACAGAAAAGUAAACAAGAUCUUUAUGUUUGUAGUGCCUACAGACCAGAGAGGGACCUUAGUUGCAUAGAUGAAAUAAAUCGUACCACCUUACUUAUUGACAGUAGUGACAACACCAUCAUAGUUGGGGGAGAUUUUAAUCUUGGAAAUGUUAAUUGGCAAUCUCUUACAGUUGAUACUGGUGCUACCCAUGCAGACGAAAGUAACAAACUCCUUGACUUAGCAGACUCCUUUGGUUUUCAGCAAUUGAUUCAUGAGCCAACUAGAACUACAGACACUACUCAAAAUACCUUAGACCUUUUAUUUAUAAAUAAUCCAACCUUAGUUGAUAAUAUCAAAGUCAUUCCUGGCUUUAGUGACCACUGUAUCCCUUUCAUUGAUAUAACAGCUACCCCCCGAAUAAAUUACAAAGAAAAAAGAAAGAUACUUUUAUUUGAUAAAGCUGAUUGGGCUGGUUUUAAAUCAGAGUUAGUAAAUUUUGGAAUAGAAUUAAAUAAAAUGUCCGAUAAACUAAAUGUUCAGGAGUUUUGGGAUAACUUCACGUCUAAACUAGAGAGUUUGACAGAUAAUUAUGUACCAUCUAAAAAUGUAAAUGGGAAACACCACUUGGCUUGGAUAAACACUGAAAUAAAAAAGUUGCUUAAAAAAAGGGAUAGACUGUAUGCCAAGUUCAAAAAGUCAAAAGGAAAGUACCUUGAUAAACUUAAGAAAGUGAAAGCACUUAUACAAAAGAAAACAAGAAAAGCCUACUGGAAUUACAUUAACAACAUUGUAUGUGAUCCUACUGAACAAAACAUGGAACUACCAAAAAAUUUUGGAGUUUCAUUAAAAGCCUUAAGAAAGACUCCUGUGGUGUUGCACCCCUUAGAGAAGAUGGCAUACUGA
Messenger RNA from Mercenaria mercenaria, 1890 nucleotides. RefSeq lists its product as uncharacterized. Bases 1 to 1890 code for a protein of 629 amino acids. The record is from RefSeq and is a predicted model, not a curated record. The transcript has a single exon. Lineage: Eukaryota; Metazoa; Mollusca; Bivalvia; Venerida; Veneridae. Gene Ontology annotation, molecular function: catalytic activity.